GGACAUUGUUUAACGUUAGCGUUUUUAAAAUAAUCUGCACCAGUUAAAUUUUAUCCAAAACGCUAACGCUAAUCUUUAACGCUAUUCCCAAAAGAAUGAAAAUAAACAUUCUCCUAAAUUUCACCAUUGGUCCUUCGAAUAUUAAUUUUUUAUCUUUGAAAAUUCUACGAAUAGUCUUUCAAGUCAUGUUAGUAUUACAAGGGGUAUUUUCUUCUGAAAAAAAGAUGCAUCCUCCCCUAACGUUACAUCGGCACCCAAUGUGUGCAGAGAUAAUUGAGCAGUUCCAAAAAUGUCAUCUGGACCAUCCUAUUGGGAAAUUCUUUGGCCAAUGCACCGGCCUCAAGAUCAAGCUCGACCGUUGCUUCAGGCAGGAAAAAAGUGUGAAGCGGAAGGCAAACUUCGAGGAGAGCAAGAAGUUAAAGGAGCGCCUGCGGGCGUACAAGAAGGAAAUUGAUGAGAGAGAAUUGAAGGGCAGGGCAAUGGGUAUUGUUGCUGCUGCUGGUGCCAAGGUUUCAGAGUACAAGAAGGGCAUUCUGGUCUUUUUCGUGACAUCAGCAGUGCUUGUUUCUGCCAUAGUUGAUGUGGUCCCCCGAUUUGCAGACAUGUUUGCUUAUUUCUGGCCUCUUUUCAUGUCGACAACGUUGUUCAUGGGAGCCAUAAUCGCCUUCACGCAUGUGCCGCCUUUGGCUGUCGACUACAGAGACGAGAGAGAAGGCGAGUGGCUGUUCUCACCGGCCUCCCACAACAACAUUGAAGGAUAAAGGUAGGGUAACCCAACGUUUUGGUACCGUAGUGACAACUAUUGUGUGCACGUGUCUAUGAAAAUCAUGAAAUUAUGGUAACCCUAAAAUAUUGGGAUAAUUUACCCUAACACGACUCAACUUUGAACGAUACUGUAUAAUGCUUCUAGUAUUUGAAUAACCACCCCGGUUUAUGUGACAUUGUAUUUUAUUCUAUUCGAAAAAUGGAUGAUUAUUAUCCCCACUUAACUAACUUCUUAUAGCCAUGUCCUCACCCCUAUCCUUUUGUCGAAUAGCUACAUAAUUAAUCAUUGUAGCCAAUUAGCGAAUAAAGACAGCAAAAAGUU
Cuscuta campestris is the source of this 1087-nucleotide messenger RNA. Lineage: Eukaryota; Viridiplantae; Streptophyta; Magnoliopsida; Solanales; Convolvulaceae. The record is from the annotation of a GenBank genome assembly.